Molecule: messenger RNA, 1104 nt
Organism: Pseudophryne corroboree (corroboree frog)
Lineage: Eukaryota; Metazoa; Chordata; Amphibia; Anura; Myobatrachidae
Product: arylamine N-acetyltransferase, pineal gland isozyme NAT-3-like
Exons: 3
Coding region: 196-1029 (277 amino acids)
Molecular function (GO): arylamine N-acetyltransferase activity
Source: RefSeq, a predicted model, not a curated record
AUUCAGCUGCAUUGGGACAAAGUCUGUGGUGUGUUGCUGGGCUGCCUGCUGGGAACCUAUUUUAACAUCAAGGCGCACACCACACACCUAUACGCGACCAGGAAGCCGAAUCAGUGCACCGUGUCCCCUCGCCGCUCGGCACAGAUUACCGUUCCAGUUGUAGUCCACGUGGAUCGUUAACACAUUUCUGGAACAAUGGAUUUGAACCUCUAUCUCCAGCGGAUUGGAAUAACAGAAAUGAAAUCAGAUUUCUCCACACCGUCCCUUUCAGCGCUACGUAAGUUACAUCGCCACCACGUUCUCUCUAUACCAUUCGAAAGCCUCAGUAUCCACAUCGGAGAGAAAAUUAUCCUGGACACCCUCUGGAUUUAUCAGAAAAUUGUUCUGAGAAAACGAGGGGGCUUUUGUCUAGAGAACAACGGCCUGUUCUUGUGGGUGUUACAAGAGCUGGGGUACCAGCCACUGGUGCUGUCGGGCAAAGUGAGGGAGCCGGUCACUGGUAUGUAUGGCCCUCCAUUUGACCACAUAAUACUGACUGUGGAGUUGGACUGCAGGCGGUGGCUUUGUGACGUUGGCUUUGGAGAAGGAAUCAUGGAUCCAAUUCCCCUGGAGGCAGGAUGGGAAGAGGAGCAGGACAAUGGCAUGUUUCGGUUACGGGUGGAAGAGGAGGAGUGGUACAUGGAGGUGAAGGAGGACAAUGACCAGUGGAGGAGUCUGUACAAGUUCACCCUUGAAGAGAGGAGAUUUGAGGACUUCAGGGAGAUGUGUAACUUUCACCAGACCUCACCAAAGGCUUUCUUUGUUUGCAAAUCUCUCUGUUCCCAACUACUACCACACGGCAGAUUGACCUACAUAGGGCGCAGGCUGAUCAGCACAGAGUAUACCAAGGGUGGCAAAAGGGUGAAGACCACUAAAGAACUCAGCGAGGAGGAGAUCCCUGACCUACUCAGAGAGAAGUUUGGGAUUGUGUUGAGUAAAACAUUUGUACCAAAGGAUGAGGUGUAUAUCCCCACGCCUGAUGGAAAAUGAGACCUCAGGAAAUAAACACGCUACUUACAUAUGUCUAUAAUACCAAUAUUAAUAAAAAUACAUAGAUAUACAGUA